UUUGACGUUUCCGAGACGUGGCGAUUUCGUGGCAUGACGAAUAAGAAACGUAGAGUGUUGAGACUUUCUGCUUAGUUCAGUUUAAACAGGUAGUAGGUGUAAUUCUACUAAGACUAACAUAUAGUGAUAUUAUAUUAAUUAUUCUUGUGAUACAUCAAAGUAUGGACCGGGGAUCAAUUUUAUUAGUUUUUCUUCUAUUUUCGUUUGCUUAUACCGAACCAGAAGAAAAUAUGGGACCACGUGUACUAGUUUUUAAACAAAUAUUGAAUAAGUAUUUAGUUGAAAGUAAGGAUAUUGAAGUUAAAUAUACUUUAUUCAAUGUUGGAACUUCAGCAGCUGUUGAUGUACAACUUAUUGACAAUGGUUUUCCUCCUGAAGCAUUUGAAGUUGUUGGAGGACAUCUAAAGGCAAAAUUUGAAAGAAUUUCACCUCAGUCUAAUGUUACACAUGUUGUUAUUGUUAGACCUCUGCGGUAUGGCUACUUUAAUUUCACGAGUGCUGAGGCUACUUAUAAGUUUGCAGAUGACACAACAGGAAAGCUUCAAGUAUCAUUGAGCAGUGAACCGGGUGAAGGUGGCAUCAUUGCAUUCAGAGACUAUGAUAAAAAAUUUUCAUCACACUACUGGGACUGGCUGGCAUUCGCAUUUAUGACAACACCAUCUUUGAUCAUCCCUCUUGUUUUGUGGUACAGCAGUAAAAGCAAAUAUGAAAAAUUGGCUAAACCAACCAAAAAAACGCUUUAAAGGGAAAUAUCUCCAAGUUUUUCAAUAUUUCAUUUUUUUAUCGAUCAUUGUAGUCAUUGUAAAAUAUGCUUUAUGAUUUCAUGUUUUAUAUGAAUCAAUUCUAUGUACAAUGAAGCUAUAUUAAAUUAUUUUGUUAAUAAUCUAAUUUUUUACUUUAUAUGUACAAAGUAUCGGUUUCGUGUAUACUAUAUAUGUCUAUUAUAUGGACUAAACUGUA
Messenger RNA from Diorhabda sublineata, 960 nucleotides. RefSeq names its product translocon-associated protein subunit beta (gene SsRbeta). The transcript is spliced from 3 exons. Lineage: Eukaryota; Metazoa; Arthropoda; Insecta; Coleoptera; Chrysomelidae. Bases 162 to 743 code for a protein of 193 amino acids. The record is from RefSeq and is a predicted model, not a curated record. Gene Ontology annotation, cellular component: membrane; endoplasmic reticulum.